AUGGGUUCAACUAAUACUCGGUCUUUGAGAAGUCGGCGAUCGAAUGUCGCAGAAAACUUCACAACGCCACAGAAAGUUGUUCCGUAUACUCCAGCUCAGACGCCUCAGAACCCUGUCGCCUCAGUAGAUGAGACCUAUACUUCCCCAGCUAUGAAGCGCAAAGCAAAUGAGUUACCAUUGGAGGGCAUUUCUUGUGAGACGAAAAAUGAAAAGAAGGUAAAAAAGCAGAAAAGCGAAAAUGAAGAGAAGCGAGUGCGCAGAUUCAGGCCUCAUCCACCCCAGUCUUUCCAGGAGAUCUAUGACCGUGCGCUUUCCCAACGCUUCUAUGUUCUCAAUCGUGUGAGAGGUGGUACUCAAGAUUGUCCUGAGGAAGACGUUGAGAUGACUGGGUCUACUGGCAACAUCUACACUGUUCACGUUGGGAAGCAGCCCCGAUGUACUUGCCCCCACAAUGAAAAGGGCCACCAGUGCAAGCAUAUCUUAUACGUAAUGAAGCAAGUUCUAAAUGCUCCAUUUGAACUCGUCUACCAACUUGCACUCCUCAGCACUGAGCUAUGUUCUAUCUUCGCUGCAGCACCCCCUAUCUCAACACCGGAACAGAGUGAAUCCGACAAGCGCAAGCCUAUUGAAGGAGACUGCCCCAUCUGCUAUUGCGAGUUCGACGAGAAGAACAAAGAAUCUAUCGUCUGGUGCGCUGCAGCUUGUGGUCAAAACAUUCAUGAAGAGUGCUUCAGGAUGUGGGCGCAGACCAAGCGUGGUGUAGGAAGUGUUACCUGUCCGAUGUGUCGCAGCGUUUGGAAGGGAGACGAAAAGAUUGUGUCCAGAGUCCAGAAGGAUAAAGGCGAUGUAGACGAUGAAGGCUAUGUCAAUGUUGCAGACCAACUUGGUAUCAGUCGUGAGCGAGACGAGUCAAGCUACUUACGAUGGUACGGAUAUCACCAGAGACGUCGACAGGAGAAUCAGGGCGGUUAUGUCCCGUAUGGGGGGUGGUGA
Fusarium sp. VM40 is the source of this 993-nucleotide messenger RNA. The record is from the annotation of a GenBank genome assembly. Lineage: Eukaryota; Fungi; Ascomycota; Sordariomycetes; Hypocreales; Nectriaceae.